CGUUCACUUCACCAGCAUUCAGCGGCAGCACAGGGCGCAACCAAAAGCAUGGAGGCGGCGAGGAAGAGCGUGUGCGUGACCGGCGCCGGAGGCUUCAUCGCGUCGUGGCUCGUGAAGCUCCUCCUCUCCAGGGGCCACUUCGCGGUCCGCGGCACCGUGCGCAAUCCUGGUGAUAGCAAGAAUGCUCAUCUCAAGGUACUGGAAGGUGCCGGGGAGAGGUUGCAGCUUCUCAAGGCUGAUUUGUUGGACUACAACAGUGUUGCAUCAGCGGUUGCCGGUUGUGAGGGUGUCUUCCAUGUAGCUAGCCCUGUCCCCUCUGGUCGGUCCUCCAACCCUGAGGCGGAAGUUAUAGCUCCUGCUGUAACUGGCACAACCAAUGUGUUAAAGGCUUGCUGUGAGGCAAAAGUUAGGCGAGUUGUGUUGGUGUCUUCAGUUGCAGCUGUGUUCAGUAAUCCUAACUGGCCUAAGGGCAAGGUCUUUGAUGAAGACAGCUGGUCAGAUGAGGAGUACUGCAGGAAGAAUGAGGAUUGGUAUUACCUUUCCAAAACUCUGGCGGAACGUGAGGCUUUUGCUUAUGCAGCAAAGACGGGGCUGGAUGUUGUAACUAUUUGCCCGUCAUUGGUAAUUGGACCCUUGAUGCAGUCUACAGUAAAUUCGAGCAGUAAAAUCCUCCUCAAUUAUUUCAAAGGAGAUCGUGAGACUGUAGAAAAUAGACUCAGAACUCUAGUGGAUGUUCGUGAUGUUGCUGAUGCUCUUCUUUUGACAUACGAAAAACCAGAGGCGUCUGGACGAUACAUCUGCAGUUCACCUCCAAUAAAAGUUUCUGAUAUGAUAAACAUAUUGAAGAGCUUAUAUCCAACUUACCCUUAUCCCAAAAACUUUGUGGAAGUGGAGGACAACUUGGCAUACAGUUCAGAGAAACUUCAGAAGCUAGGGUGGACCUUCAGGCCUAUAGAAGAAACCCUUCAGGACAGCGUCGAAUCCUACAGAGCAUUUGGCAUCCUGAAUUGAGCGUCCAAUUGUGUGGCCAUUUCGUCCAUUUGUUACUUCCAACCUCUUUCUUAUUUCUGUAAGCAGUGGAACAGAACUUCUAAUCCCCUUCAGAUUCAUGUAAACGGGUGAAACAGAACGUGUUGGCCCCAAAUUAAAUAAGCGAAUCGUGUUCAGCAUCA
Molecule: messenger RNA, 1172 nt
Organism: Phragmites australis (common reed)
Lineage: Eukaryota; Viridiplantae; Streptophyta; Magnoliopsida; Poales; Poaceae
Product: cinnamoyl-CoA reductase 1-like
Exons: 6
Coding region: 49-1011 (320 amino acids)
Molecular function (GO): oxidoreductase activity, acting on the CH-OH group of donors, NAD or NADP as acceptor
Source: RefSeq, a predicted model, not a curated record